ACAUGUAUGCGAGUUCAGAGACAUUUAUAAUGUUUAUUAUAAAAAUAAAUUGUAGAUAGAUAUAGUAUGGAAUCUAAAAACGAAAUUAAUAAAAUUUCCAAACCGAAAACAACACCUCAGACUCCGAGUAAAGAUAGAACGAUACCAUCUACAUCUAGAGACGUGGGACGAGUGAUUGUGGUCAAAGAUGAUCCCCAAUCUCUCAUACCAUGGUACAGAAAACUAUGGAAAUAUUUAUAUAAUAACGAAAAAGGUACAGUAUGCGAAAGAUCACAGAAAAGUUGGUUGUACAUUACUGGAUAUUCAAUCAUAUACCUUUUAUUCCUUUGCACGUAUACUAUGAUAUUUUUGUACGCAACAUUAUCGAUCAUAAAAAUGCAAGGAGAUUAUCAAGUUAUUGAUAAAACUUCACUUCUAACAUACUCCGAUCAUGGUAUAGGAUUAUCUGCUACGCCUACUGGACUCAGCAAUACACCAUUAAUCUGGUACAAAGAGAAUGAUGAGAAGAGUUACCAGAAAUAUGUUAAAGCGAUAGACGAGUUACUAUCAGAUAAUGUCAGAAAAAGAGUUAACAGGACCGAGUUAGGUCCUUGUGGACAUCCUCCGUAUGGAUAUGGCGAGAAACCUUGCAUUGUUGUCAGAGUAAAUAAACAUAUAGGUUGGUCUGUCAAUCCUAUACAUGCAAAUUCAACUUAUUACAAAGAUGUUCCAACACAUAUAAAGAAAUUAGUAGAAAAUAAACAAAAGAAGUUGUUUCUAUCAUGUGAUGGGUUUCAUUCUUAUGACAAGGAGCAUAUUGGUAAAAUAGAAUAUUUUCCUGAUCCUCCAGGAAUAGAUGUGAAUGUAUUUCCUUCAGAUAUACAAGGAAGUUCGCCAUUGUUAGCUGUACAGAUAUCAGAAUUUACGUUGGGCAUGUCAAUAGCCGUUGAAUGCAAGAUGUGGUACGAUGGACCAACGUCAUCGUUACAUUUCCUACUCUACGUCACACCUAAGAAUGUAUCAGUGUAA
This is a messenger RNA of Papilio xuthus (Asian swallowtail), 1008 nucleotides long. RefSeq names its product probable sodium/potassium-transporting ATPase subunit beta-3. Lineage: Eukaryota; Metazoa; Arthropoda; Insecta; Lepidoptera; Papilionidae. Gene Ontology annotation, cellular component: sodium:potassium-exchanging ATPase complex. Gene Ontology annotation, molecular function: ATPase activator activity. Gene Ontology annotation, biological process: intracellular sodium ion homeostasis; intracellular potassium ion homeostasis; sodium ion export across plasma membrane. The coding region runs from base 67 to 1008 and encodes 313 amino acids. The record is from RefSeq and is a predicted model, not a curated record. The transcript has a single exon.